Messenger RNA from Polyodon spathula (Mississippi paddlefish), 6235 nucleotides. Its product is annotated as la-related protein 4B-like. The record is from RefSeq and is a predicted model, not a curated record. Lineage: Eukaryota; Metazoa; Chordata; Actinopteri; Acipenseriformes; Polyodontidae. The coding region runs from base 512 to 2728 and encodes 738 amino acids. Gene Ontology annotation, molecular function: mRNA 3'-UTR binding. Gene Ontology annotation, cellular component: cytoplasmic stress granule; cytosol. The transcript has 17 exons. Gene Ontology annotation, biological process: positive regulation of translation.
CGGUCGCUGUGUGUGUAGUGGUUACUGCUCUCCGAGUGGGAGACAAGAAUUGUGUUUUUUCCCCUCUCCGCUGAUAUUGAGAUAGAAGAGUUGUAAACUGCAGCGAAGAGAGUGACAAUUAAACGGCAUUUCCUUGUCAUUCUCCUCCUCAACCAGCAGCACGUUUGAGCCGCCCACAAGAGAAAUUGAAAAAACAGCAACCAGCGGGUUUUUUUGUUGUAUCACCAAGAAGAAAAACAGCAGCCAGAACUUCAAAUUUACGUCUAGUCCGACAUUUUUAAUUUAAGACUUAUUUAGAACAUAUUUGGACCCCUCACCCAUCCUACUCCUUCAGUUAUUUCCCCCUUUUUUUUUGUUUUUGAAAAGCUACCGGUUGAAUUCCUGCCAUCAUUGAGGGACAGGAAUCCGAAGCGAGGCGGCCCACAGUCAGUAGCGCUGUGCCUGUGUGCAGUGGACAGCUUACUUGGUGACCAACAGACUUCCUCCUGAGGAGCCAGAAAGUAGACGGCUCAUGACUUCUGACCAGGAUACAAAAGUUGUAGCUGAACCGCAGGUGCAGCAAGUACAAGAAGCAAAAGACAGUUCUCAUCUGGAAUCUGCCAAGGUUUCUGACCUUAACCCAAAUGCAAAAGUAUGGGCAAAUCCCAUGCUAAACUUGGAAUCCACUGGGGCCACCGAUAGCAGAGUUCACAAAACCUGGAAACAGACUUCAGAUAAAUCAGCUGAAACUUGUACAGAAGGUUAUGAUGCCCACAGUGAUAAAGAUGAGCUGUGUCGGGAGGCUUUGUUGUCUGAACCCCAGGAGCCUCCAACAGCAUUAACAGAGCAAGCAGACAUGAACGCUGCUGUCACUCUGGAGUGCCCAGACUCUGUUUACACUGAGUUUGAUUCUGUUCAGGAAUCCAGUCAAACAGGAGGAAAUGAUCCACCUCGGUCUCCGAGUCAGGAGGACCUUCGGGAACAUCUCAAAAAGACUCUUGAGUUCUGCUUAUCUCGUGAAAACCUUGCCAGCGACAUGUACCUAAUAUCUCAGAUGGACAGUGACCAAUAUGUGCCAAUAAUGACAGUAGCGAACCUCGAUCAUAUAAAGAAACUGAGCACUGAUAUGGAUUUGAUUGUCGACAUCUUAAGGACUUUGCCUUUAGUUCAAGUGGAUGAAAAGGGGGAGAAAGUCAGACCAAACCAGAAUCGCUGCAUUGUCAUUUUGCGAGAAGUUCCAGAGUCAACCCCAAUUGAAGAGGUGGAAGCUCUAUUUAAAGGAGAAAACCUACCCAAAUUCAUCAAUUGCGAGUUUGCUUACAAUGAUAACUGGUUUAUCACCUUUGAAUCUGAAGCUGAUGCACAACAGGCCUAUAGGUACCUUCGAGAAGAGGUGAAAACUUUUCAAGGAAAACCCAUCAAGGCAAGAAUUAAAGCAAAGGCAAUAGCCAUCAACACGUUUUUGCCAAAGAAUGGCUACAGACCAGUGGAUGUGAACCUCUAUGCUCAACAGCGCUACACAACAUCAUUUUACAUACCUCCAGUGUACAGCCCACAGCAACAAUUUCCACUAUAUAGCUUAAUUACUCCACAGACCUGGUCAACGUCACACAGUUUCCUUGAUCCAGCAUUGGUAUCGCCGUUUUCCAAUACUGGAUUUAUAAAUGGGUUUACUACAUCUCCCGGCUUUAAACCUGCUUCAUCUCCACUAACAGUCAGACCGUACUCCCCCAGAAAUAGGAAUCACAGUAAACCUCACUUGCGACCUACAUUACCUAAUGUAGACCAUGGACCAGGACUUCUUGACAGCCCGACUAUAUUUCACUUUCCCACUGAUCGGCUGCUGAAUGGUGUUCGCAGCCCUCCGAUGCGGCCAGUUGGACAAAGCAGAUCACGGUUACAGAGCAGCAUGGGCUACAAGAGAGACAUAGGGACUGGGAGAGUGGAGCCAAGCAGUGCAGACUGUUCAUCUAGUAUGGGAAGGGGAAGGAAAAAUGUAUAUGGAUAUAGGAAGAAAAGGGAAGACAAGUUUACGAGGGCACCAACACAGUCGCCUCCACCUCCAAAACCCCCUUCCCCUAGCUUCGAGCUGGGGCUGUCCAGUUUCCCUCCUUUGCCUGGAGCUGCAGGUCAUCUGAAGACUGAGGAGGUGUUUGAGAGCAGACUGUCCAGUAUUGUAAUAGGAUCUUCUAAAGACAAGAAUGUAAAUGCAGAUGCCAGUCCCAACACUAUCCCUUCAGGAAUCCCUCAAGAUCUGCCACGGCCUAUUAUUUCUGCACUGCCAGUGAGCUUUGCAGGCCCUCCUUCACCACCCCAAGCUCCAGACGAGGUGAAGGUCCAAGAUGCAAACCCGAGAGAGACACACACUCCCCUUGAACGGCUAACUGCAGCUCUUAGCACUGCAAGUAAAUCGGUUCAGGUGAAUGGUGCUGCUACAGAGCUUCGAAAGCCUAGUUAUGCAGAAAUUUGCCAGAGGACAGCGAAAGACACUCCAACACUACAGCCUCCUAAAGAAGUGAAGCCAAACAAUUCCAUUAUUGCCAAUGAAGACAAAAAAGCACCCGAAACCACAGGAGAGAAAAUGGAGUCUAAACUCAGAGACACUCUCCCAGCUAAGGCAGUCCCCGGUCGACCAAGAGAGGCAAGGAAACAGUCGGGGUGUCGGCCAUCGCCACCACCACCACUGAUCCAGGGGGCUGGAAAACACCCCAACAAAGAUCUCAGCACGCCCCCCAAAUCCCCCCAGUAAACACUGAGGUUUAUGAGGCUUAAAUUAGUCUGGGCUUUUCAGAUGUUUAUCCCAGAGUCACCAGUCACAGCGUAGAGGAUGAUUUGCUGGUACAGGGCUUGCAGACAAAAGCAGUUUUUGAAUGUGGAGCACUUUUUUUAAUUUUUUCCUGUUUUCUUUUGUGUCAACCAGAUCUAGCUUGUUUUGUAGAUGGCAUUGGAAAUGACUAAUCCGUCAAAGAAGCACUUGAAUGCUGGCAAAAGGACAGUUUUUAGCCGGAGGAAUAAUGACUUUUAGAAACAGUUUAAUAAUUUUAUUAUAUCCGGAUGUCGUCAUAUGAAAGUGAACUAAAAAUAGAUUGGAUCCAAUGUUGGUUGAUGCGUGCUCGACUUGCGUGAUUUUUGUUUUCUUUGUAUUGCUAUAUUUAGUCUUCUAAUGUAAUUUGUGUAAGCAACUAGGGGGUAAAGAAUUGUCAUACUGGUCAGGUUAUCUGUUUUUAAAUGGCUAAUUUGCAAGGUGGAAUGUUAGAGCCAUUUUGGCUAAUGAGAUUGAAGUAUUGAGUAACCUGAAAGAUUGAGUUUUUCACCAAGUGAUUUUAGAGAUUGUUGAGCAGCACAAGUAAAGUUGCAAAUAAGUUUUUCUGUUUUAACACCAGCUUUAUAUAUAUAUAUAUAUAUAUAAUAAAUUACAAGCAUUGUGGUGUUAUAGCUGGAAUAAACGCUGUCCCUUUGGUUCUUUUUGCCUCUGUGCAUGGUUGUUGAGCACUUUACUUGGUAGAUUCCUUUUUGGUUUAGUUUGUGCUGAAGAAUGCAAGCAAAUACCUGUCUGUGUAGUGCCAAGGUAACUAGUUAUAACUAAUACAAAGCACACAAUGGCAGUACUGCCACACGGAAAGGUUAUAACUUGGCAGUAGAAAUCCACAGACGGCACACAGAGAAGACGUAUCAAAUAGAUUCAGAUGUGCCUGUGGAUUUAUAAUAAAAAUAAUGUGACUUUUUUUAUUUGCCUGCUGUGCCUGUAUACAUCGCUUGCUGGUUGUAAUAGUCUUAACACAUUGGCAUCUUUGGCAGGCAUAGAUUCUGUAGGCAGCAAUACGUACUGUAUGAAGUUAGCAUGUACUGUUCUGUCCUGUGUCCUAUAAAACAGUAAAGAGGGAUUUUUUUUUUUCUUUAAGCCAAGUUGAAUUCUGUUAUCUGGUUCAGAGCCUAACGCUUUAUUGCAAGCAUUGUUUUUUUAAAUAUUAGUUUUACCCUGCAACGUGUAGAAAUAUAUAUUUGGGUAUAUUACCUAUAUGUUUGCUUUGAAAACAGGAUUUUCUUUUCUCUUAACCAGGUAACAGUAUUUUAAUAACUUGGAUCCCCCCCCCCCCCCCCCCCCCCCCCCCCCCCCGUAGAUUUCUACUGACUCGUCAUAACAGUGUAACCAGUUACCCUCUGUGCUCUAAAUUGUGUGACUAAAACAAAACCUUGCUCUCUGGACCUUGUGCCAAGUGCUCUUUUCUACAGAGCUCUGCUCCUCUUGGUUCAACUUGUUAUUGUUGUUGAUGUCUUCCUUCCUGCAACAAGGAGCAUCUUGGAGUACUUGUGUGUGUGAACGAGGAUUACUUUUAAAACCCUGCAAAACAGGACCCAGUUUAGUGAGCUGUGACGGCACUAGGGCUCUGUUUUACUUGUGGGUUUUUUUGUUUUUAUUUUGUUUUUUUACACUUUUGAUGAGAUUUCCUUUGUUUAAAAUAUUAGUAUAAUUAAAGUAAUUUAGAAUUCUGAAAGACUGGAAUGCACUGUUUGCCAGUGUGUGAUUUAAAUCCAGAUUUUAAUUUUAUUUAACGCUUAAAACAAUGUUGUUGUUUUUUUUUUUUCCAUUUGGUUAGUCGGUGUAAACAAGUACAUGUAUGCUUAUUUACACACCACUGCAGUUUAUUCCAUACAAAGGUAUUUAAACAACUGAGCAUUUUCUUUCUUUAAAUUCCAUCCAGUGUUUGAAAACUUGAAUAUUAUUUAAACUUGAAAAUGACUUUGCCUUAACUUUUAUAUAAGACAGCUUAGAGUUUAUUGCUUUUCAACCCCCAAAGGGUUACCAAGAGUGGCACGACAUUACCAAGUAAUAUCUACUGUCACUGAUCUUACUUGGUAAAACAAACACAAAAUCACAAACUAGCAUCCGAUCACAUUUUGUAAUAUAUUAUAUUAGAGAUCUUAUGAGUUUGAUCUUUUUUUCAGUUUGUUAAAAAAAAUCCUGUAAAUGCAAGUAGUCGAUACUGUAUUAAUUUUGUGCACUUGGAAGUAUGUGCUUUGAUUUGUACAGUUGUAAAUAAUCAGAACAUAUAAAGAGGUACCUUUAAAAAAAAAAAAAAAAAAAAAAAAAUACAAAAAAAAAAAUACAAAAAAAUAUUGAUCUCCUUGAAAUAUUAAUGUUACUGCUGAGCUGGAUGUAGAUGAAACUAAAUGUUGUGUUUUUUUUUGUUUUGUUUUUAUUUUGUUUUGUUUUUUUUCCCCCUGGUGUGCUGGAUUGAAUCUGUCUUCUUGGGGAGACAAAGAACGCUGAUUGUAAUACUUAAAUGCACAGUCUCAUUCCAUUUCCCUUGUGAGUAAGCAGUCUAGUUUAUGAUAAUGGUUGACUAAGUGUCAAAGUAGCAAGGUAAGCCCUUUACUGUGUAAAUUAUUUUGGAUAUUUAGGACUAUAUAUGUGCAGUGCUCAACUGACAUCAAAGUGGCAUGUGGUGCACAAUGCCUGAUAAAUCAGAAAAGCACAUAUACCAUCAAAUUUAAAAACUUAACAAAUUAUAACCAAAAUCAUUAUCAGUUUCAGUCUUAACACAGAAUUUACAGGGCAAAGACCUUUCAACUUAAAACAGUGAAUAUAAAGGCGUUUUUAUUUUGUGUCUAUUAACACACUGUCAAUUUACUUCCACUCAUAAAAGUGAAAUAUGCUUAACAGCAGUCCUUAGCAUUUACUGGUACUUAACAUGAAUUCAGAUGUAUGCUGUUUGUUUUAGUUUUUUGGAUACAUAUUUAGGAAAUGUACAUUUAUAAUUUUUUUGGGGGGAAAGGGCUCAUAUGCCACAAUAAAUCCAUACAUUGUCUAGUAUUGUUAGAUUUAUAAAUGCCUGGACUGCAGUCAGUGUGGCAAAAUAUCCCAGCUGUUUGUGCCAUCUCAUUUGACAGAUUUAAGCCAGCUGUGGUGAUUUUAGUUGUAUUUUGGCUGCUGGAAAGGUUAGCGAUCAACAGCUGCAACCAGAAAAAAAAAGAAAACGAAAAAGGUCUCCACACCAGCAACACGCAGUCCAUCAUUAUUAAAGCCAACUGGCACAUUUUAGUUUGUAUACCAUGGCCAACAUUUCUGUAUUGUUACACUAAGCUAUUGUAUGCCUGGGCCAGUUGAGUAAAAAGUAUAAGUUGUUUGUGCUGUUAUAGUCCAUUGAGUAUGCAGUUUGAAUCAAGCUUGGCUCCUGGUAUGUGUGUUACUAUUUGCUUUCUGUCUGCAAAGAAUACCAGAAUGAAAAUGGAUAUAUAUAUAUAUAUAUAUAUA